UUUUCUUUUUGUAAAAUAAAUAACAAUAUUUUUUAUUUAUUUAUAUAUAUAUAUAUAUGCUUGUAUAUGAGUAUUGAAUAAAAAUAAUUAAAAUUCAAAUGUAUAUAGGUAUGUAGGAAAUCAAAAAAAUUAACAUUUUUGUAAAAUUUAAAGUAAUUUUUUUUAAUCUAAUUAAUUAUACAUAGAAUUAAUUAUAGAAAAGACCAAAAGAAAAAUUUUAGUAAAAUAAAUUAAUUAAAAAAUUUUAUUAAGAGAAAAAUUAAAGAAUUCAAAAAAUAAACACGAAAAUUUCACACAAACACACACAAUACAUAUAUAAAAUACAAAAAUGCAUCACUCAUUGUAAAUAUAUAGAAUGUGUACAAGGAAUAUUUAUAUACAUGUACACUUAUUUUAUGCGUGAGUAUGUGUGUGCAGUAGUGAAAAAAAUAAUAAAAUUAAAAAAAGGAAAAACAAAAAUAAAUUUCUCUUGACUUAUUAUUAUUAAAAAUUAAAGAAUAUGUUCUCAAUGAAAAGAAAAGAAUAUUUAUUUUUUAUAUAAUAAAAUUAUACUGUUAUAAUUUACUGUUAUAAUAAUUAAUAAAUAGCACUGAAUAUAGCAAUGAAUAUUGAAAAAUUAAUUUGUAUUGUUAGUUAAAAAAAAAAAAAAUUAAUAAAAAAUUUCAAUAAAAUUGCAAUUAAAUGGAAAAAUAAAUGUAUACAUUUAUAAAUAUAUAUAUAUAUAUAUAUAUAUAUGUAUAUAUGUAUGUAUAUUAUUGAAAUUUAAAUGGAUGAUUUAAAAAAACCAAAAAAAAAAUAUUAUGAUGAUCAAAAUAACGAUAAUGAUAAACGAGGAACUACAACAACAUCAACAAGAACAACAACAACAUCCACAUCUACAAAUAUAACGACAACAAACAAUAAACAAUUACAAUAUAAUAUAAUUAAUAAAGAUUUAAUUGAUAAUAAAGAAGACUGUCAUCAACCUGCCAUUAUUAUUAUUAAUAAUAAUAGUAAUAAUAAUAACAUUAAUAAUAAUAACAGUAACAUAACUGUGAUAAUAAAUUCAAAUAAUCAAAAUUCUAUUAUAAAUUCUAAAAGACAAAUAAUAGAUGAUGAAAAAAUAAACGAUAAAAUAUUAUUAUCAUCACCAUCAUUAUUAGAAACAAAAUUAUCAACUGCAACACAAUUUUUAUUGAAAAAUAAUACUGAAAUUCCAUUUAAUAAUACAACUAAAAUACCGACAAUAACGACGACGACAACAUCAAUAACAACAGAUUCAACAACAUUGUCAUCACCAUUAAUGUUAUUGAAUUCAAAAUUGAAUCCAAAAUCUAUAAAAACAACAACGGGAACAGGAGAAAUAAUAUUAUCAUCAUCAUCAUUAAAAAUGCCACCAGUUAAAGAAAAAAAAGAACCAAAAAAACGUGAACGUUGGUUAUUAACACGUAAAACAUGGAAAUAUAUGACUGAUGCUGGUCGUAAAUUAAUACCAGAUAAUUUAAGUCAAAAUAAUAAUCCACAAAAUAUAAAAGAUGAUUUACAAAAAAUUGAAAAAAAUUUUCAAAAUAUAUGUUCAAAUGAAAAAAGAUUUAUAAUAUGGAAACGUAAAUCAUCAUAUCCAGGUGCAAUUGGUGUUACACAUCAUCAUCAUUAUCAACAGCAGCAGCAACGUAAUUCAUCAUCAUUAUCGUUAAAACCACGUUUUAAAAAAUUACUAUCAUAUUCAAAUAAAUCAAUUAAUAAUAAUAACAUAUAUGAUGAUAAUGAUGAUUUAUUAUCAAUUAUUAAUUCAAAUGAUUAUAUUGAAGCAAAUAAAAAUAUUGAUAAAAUUAUAACAAUAUUACAAAAUUUAUUAAAUUUAAAUGAUCAAAAUAAAAAUAUAACAACAUUAUUAAAUUCAAAAACAAUAAGACCAGAUCAAAAACAAUCACCAUCAUCUCAACGUCCAUUAAUUGCAUAUAACAGUAAUAAUAACAAUAAUAAUAAUAAUAAUAAUAAUAAUAAUAAUAAUAAUAAUAAUGAUAGUAAUAGUAAUAAUAAUAAUUAUAAUAAAAAUAAUAAAAAUGAUAUUAAUUUAAAUAAUUUAGCUAAUAAUUAUAAUAAUAGUAAUACAAUGUCAUCAUUACCAUCAUCAUCACAAUUACCAUCAACAUCAUCAUCAUCAUCUUUAUUAACAAAAUCAUGUACAAAUAAUAAUAGUAAUAAUAACAAUAAUAAUGAGAAUGAUAUGAAAUUACAAGAACAAUUAUUACAUGAUUUAUUACCUUUAACAUCAUCAUCAUCAUUAUCAUCAUUAACUUCAUCACAAACAUAUUAUAAAACAUCAUCAUAUAAUAAUAAUAAUUAUAAUAGUAAUAAUAAUAAUGAUAAUACUACAAAAUCAUUAUCAACAUCAUUUUCAAAUGUUUUAAACUUUAAACGUAAUACAAAUAUUAAUAAUAAUCAAAAUAGUAAUAUAAAUAAUAUUAAUGAAAAUAUUAAUUUAAAACCAAUAACAACACAACAAUCUACCCAAUAUAAUACAAAUUUUCCAAAUAUACAAUUACGUAAUGUAUCAACAGCAUCGAAAACAGUAACAACAUGUGGUUCAAUAACAACAACACCAAAAACAUUAUUAUCGUCAUCAUCAUCAUCAUCAAAUGGUAGGCCAUUGACAACUACAAUUACAAAUGAUAACGAUUAUAAAACUAUAUUAAAUAAUUUUUCAACAAUACGAACAACAACAACACCAGCAACAACAACACCAACAACAACAACUAGAACAAGUACUGGUGCAAUAUCAAAAAUACAUGGCAUUAAUAAAAAAGCAUCAACAUCAAAUAAAAUACAGAGCAGCACACUUGGCAUACAAACGGAUUUUAUACAUUUACAUGAAUUACAACGUUUGGCCAAAGAUUUAGAAUUAAAAAGAAAAGAAGAAGAAAGAGAACGAGCUCUAUUAAGUCCAACUGAUGAUGAAAGUGAUAAAUCAAGUAGUAAUACAGCAACAACAACAACACAUCGUUCAAGAAGAAAAAGUAGUCUUGAUAAUGAAGAUAUAUCACAAUCAGUUAGUGAUACAAUAAAACGUUAUUUAAGAAUGGCUAGAAAAAAAUCCGUACAUGAUAAUAAUGCUAAUCGUUUUAAACGUGUUAAUUAUGAUCGUAAUUUACGUAAUAUUAAAGCAAAAGGUGAAAUAAUACCACCCGGUAUGGAUGAUGGUAAUACAAAACAAACACAAACAUUAGAUGAAUGGCCAAUUAUUGCAUUAGAAUAUAUACGUGGCAUUGAGAAUUCAAAAUUAUUAAUGGAUGCACAUAUUGAAUGGGAAAAAACAUUAAAUAAACGUAUACAACAAAAAGAUGAAUAUGAAAAAAAAAAUCAAAUAAAAAAUCAGCAACAAGAUGUAUCCAACAAUAAAAUUGGAAAUAUUGGAAAUGAUAUUAAUAAUAGUAACAAUGGAAUAAUAAUUGAUGAAACAUUAUCAGCAGAAGCGAAUGGAGGAGGAGUAGGAAGGUUAGAUCAAGAACUUAGUAAUAGAAUAAUAACAACAACUGGUCAUACACAUUCAUCUGGUACUUCAUCUGGAAUUUUACAUACAGGACAACAAUUUUUAUCAAAUUUAUGGCAUGGCCAUAGUAAUAGUGGUAGUGGAGGUACUACUGGUGACAUUAGUAAUUAUCAACAACCAUCACCAUCAAGUAGUACUAUAUCGAUAAGUUCCGCUCCAGCUGUUACAUCAGCUAUUUCAACAGUAGCAGCAACUAGAACUGAUCUCAAUUCACCAAAAUACCAUUCCAAAGAUCAGCUAACAAUGCAAAAAUCAAAAUCAUCAUCAAAUGUUGGCCAAUUUGUCUCAACAAAAAUAUGGAAAUCACGUUCAAAAAGUCAAACACGUACAACAUCAUUAAGUAAUAUAGCAAAACCAACAUGGACGCCGCAAGGUAAUGGUGUAUGGGCGUCAUCUAGUGGUAAAUGUUUAACAUUAACUGAUACAAAAUUAGAUGAUUUAUUUGAGAUUGAACGUAAAGUUUUACAUAAAGUUGCAAUAGAAAAAAUUAAUCAAUUAAAUAUUGGUGUUACUGUAACAGCACCACCAGAUAAUACAACUGCUCCUCCGGUAAAAAGCAAAAGGCGGCCAUUGCUUAUGAAAAGGAAAGCUAUAACGACAAGUUUUUUUGAUAGUGGGAAAAAUAAACAAGAUUCAAAAACAGUGAACACAAAUUCUACGGGAGUUUUUGGUAUUUCAUUGGAAAAAUGUGUUGAAAAAGAUCAAAAAUUAAGAAAAGAUUCUGGUAGUUUAUUAAGCGAAGGCACUAGUAGUAGUAUUUCACAUAAAUCUGAUCGAGGUUCAAGAAAUUCAAUUGCAUCUUUAUUAGGUACAACCCAUAACUCAUCAACUCACAUAAAUGGAAAAAUGGCUGGAUCUUGUGAAAAUUUAUCAAUGAAAGGAUCAAAAAAUAUAACUACAGGUUCAUCAGCAUCAUCAUCAUCAGCAGCAGCAACAGCCGCAGCAAUUAUUGGUAAUAAUUUAAUAAAAACUGCAACAUCAAAAAUAUCUCGUAGUCAAUCAGAUGUUAGACGAACUAGUCAAGGUGACGAUGAAUUAGAUAGUGGUACUAGUGAAAGUGGUAUCGGAAAUAAUUUAUUAAGAACAAAUCAACCUUGUAUUACAAAAUGUAAUACAUAUAAAGUUCCAGCUUUAGUUACUGCAUGUUUUAAGCAUUUAGAAGAGCAUGGAUUACAUAUAAUAGGAAUAUUUCGUGUUAGUACAUCGAAAAAACGUGUUCGGCAGUUAAGAGAAGAAUUUGAUCAAGGUGAAAUUAGCUCACUAGAUCCAGAAACAUGCCCACAUGAUGUUGCAACAAUAUUAAAGGAAUAUUUUAGAGAUUUGCCAGAACCAUUGCUAUGUCGAAGUUUAUACAAAGCGUUUGUUAAAACACAAAAAAUUCGCAAUCGACGUUUACAAUUAGAAGCAUUGUCUCAUUUAGUACAACUUUUACCAGUUGCACAUCGUGACACCUUGUAUUUUUUAUUAAAAUUUUUAGCAAAAGUAGUAAGAUGUUCCGAUGAUGUUACAUCAAUUGACGGCACAGUAUUAUCACAAGGUAAUAAAAUGGACAGUAGUAAUUUAGCAACUGUUUUUGCACCAAAUAUUUUGAGAUCAACAUCAAAUUUUGAUACAAAUACAACAACUGAACAAGAUUUAGAUGAACAAAUCGAUGUAAUAAAUGUGAUAAGAACAAUGAUUGAUCAUUAUGAAGAACUAUUUAGGGUUCCUUCUGAAUUAAUGGAUGAAAUUUAUACAUAUAUGUUGGAUGCAUUUCCUCAGCAACUUGAUUAUUUAUUUGAGAGGCGAGGUUUCCGUCUGAGUGAUGAAUUGGAUAGUGCAAGUUCCAGUACACCAAUUAGUUCACCUCCUCCUGUAAUGGGACUGAAUUCAGAUCAACAAAAUCAAAUAUUUCGUGACUUUAUACCGAAUAGUACAUCAAAAACAUCAUCAGUAAGCCAAAUGUCAUCAUCAGUCCCAAAGCGUGUGUAUUCACGUGAGGAUGUUAUGCAUGAAAGAGCUGCAACAGCGAAUGAUCCACAUAGCAUGGGAAUUGAAAUAGAAAACGGAUUGAAAAGACGAGAAAGAACAUCAAGAAUGAAAUACGUUGAGAAUGAAAGUGAAUUACAACGACGACGUCGUUUAAGAUCAACAAAUAAUAAUUCAAAUAUGACUACAUUACGUAAUUCAAAUAUUGAUGAUAAUGCAGUGGAUGGAUUUUCAACAUCAGAAAUGAAUAAAAGUUCAUACGGUUCUCAACAAAAUCAGCAAAUGCAGCAGCAACAACAAUAUCCACAUCAACAACAUCAGCAACAAAUAUCAUUUAAUUUAACACAAAAGAAACAUUUACCUACAGGUGGACAGCAAAUUGAUUCUAGAACAAGAAAAUUAUCAUCACCUUUUAUACUACAAAGUACGGGAGUUGUUACAGCAAGUCUUAAAAUACCAUUACAAAUGCAACAACAGGGUACAUUUCAAGAUACACUUGGUUCGAAUAGUGGCGGUGGUAGUUCAUCUGUAUGUAGUCCAUCAAGUGAUACUGAAAAUGAUAGAUAUGCAACAUAUAUCGAUUUCUCUGAUAUACCAUAUAUUGAAGAUGUUACAAAUUAUAGCCACGAUAACGAUUUUUGGCCAGGAGAGCAACAAUCAGAAACAACGGUAACUGGCUCAUUAUCAUUCAGUAAUAAUCCAAAAACACCAACAAAUAUAACACGGAAAUCAUCUUGUGAUUCAUUAUUAAAUGUAUACAAAUUUCCCGAUCCUUUUAUGAUAGAAAGUGGUGAUAAUAGCAAUUAUAAAGGUUUAACAUCAAGUGGUGAUGGUGUUGGUACAUCAACAAAUAUUGAUGCAAGUAUUCCUAAUGUACAGCAACAACUGCAACAAAAUUUAAAUAAAUCAGCAAUAAAAUUAAAUCAAGAUAAAUUAAAUUCCGAAUUACAUCAAUUGCAACAGCAACAACAAGAACAACAACAAGGAAUUAAUUUAAAAUCAAAUUUAGAACCGAAAAUAACACCAAGUAUUACAAAUAUUGGUGGUGCGGUAUUACGUUCAAAAACAGCUGAUUUCGAAAGAAUUUUAACACAAAGUCAAAAAGUAAAUGAUAACAGCAAUAAUAAAAAUAGUAAACGAAAUGAACAAUAUGAUAAUAUUCAAAUAGGAUCAUCAAAUUUAUUAGCAUCAUCAUCUUCUUCAUCAUCAAUUGGAAGAGGUGGAGGAGGAGGAGUAGCAGUAAGUGGAAUAACAGAAAUUGGAAAAGAAUCAGCUGAAAUAGGAAAUUUACAAUCAUCAACAAAAUCUGGUAGUUCUAUAAAUCAAUCAACUGGGAAACGAUUAUCACCAUUAAAUUCGAAUAAUCAACAAUCGUCACAACAACAACAAAAUCGUAAAUCAUCAUCACCAUCGGCACAAGGACUAAUUUAUAAGAGGCAAGAAUUAAUCUCAAGCGCAAAAAGGACUAACCAAACAAAACACUAACAUUUAUUAUAUUAUAUAUUAUACUUUUUCAACAUUGCCGAAACAUUUACAUAUACAUACAUAUUUGUAUAUAAAUAUUUGUUAUUGAUCUGAAAAGAAAAAAGAAAAGCCGAAUCUUAUUUUGUAUAAAUUGAAAAUAAAAAAAUAAAAAAAAGAGAUAAAUGUAUUUAUAAAUAUAUGUAAUUAUAAUAAUUAUAUAUAUAUAUAUACAUAUAUAUAUAGUAUAAUAUACA
Molecule: messenger RNA, 7218 nt
Organism: Condylostylus longicornis
Lineage: Eukaryota; Metazoa; Arthropoda; Insecta; Diptera; Dolichopodidae
Gene: RhoGAP102A
Exons: 19
Coding region: 767-6985 (2072 amino acids)
Biological process (GO): signal transduction
Source: RefSeq, a predicted model, not a curated record